Messenger RNA from Solea senegalensis (Senegalese sole), 2974 nucleotides. Its product is annotated as RILP-like protein 1. The transcript is spliced from 8 exons. The record is from RefSeq and is a predicted model, not a curated record. Gene Ontology annotation, biological process: cilium assembly. Gene Ontology annotation, molecular function: protein dimerization activity. Lineage: Eukaryota; Metazoa; Chordata; Actinopteri; Pleuronectiformes; Soleidae. Gene Ontology annotation, cellular component: ciliary basal body; cytoplasm. Bases 244 to 1620 code for a protein of 458 amino acids.
GGCCCUGGUUAGUGACAGCAAACUACUGGUUCUCGGUGUAGUUGCUUUCGUUUGUUGUCUGUACGUUAGCUACUACACCUUUAUCAACUUUCCCUCCAUGUCCGGACACAGUUCAUAUCGAGCCUGUUCUGGGAACUCGUUUUUCCACAGCGACAGUUAGUCUCACGGACGGACGGACGGACGGCUUGUGUCAGAGAUUGAAUGUCAUGACUGAGGUGUAAAUGAAGCAGAGACACGGCAGACAUGGAGACCUGCGUCAUGUCUGCGCUGGACAGGCCCGCGGCGGAGCUGACGGUGACGGACAUCUACGACAUUGCGGCGCUCCUCGGGCAGGAGUUUGAGCGGAUUAUCGACAGGUUUGGGUGCGAGUGUCUGGUCGGGGUUGUGCCGAAGGUGGUGCGGGUGUUGGAGCUGCUGGAGGCGCUGGUGAGCCGCGGAGCCGCCGCACAGGAGACCGAGGAGCUGCGGAGGGAACUCGAGAGACUGCGGCAGGAGCGGAGCGACAGAUACGAGCAGGAAAGGAAACACACGAAGGAGUUGGAGCUGGUGGAUGAUGUGUGGAGAGGUGAAGUCCAGGACCUGCUCUCUCAAAUCACUCAGCUUCAGGCAGAGAAUAAGAGGCUCUUAGUGAGCAUCUCUCACAAAGAGUCCCCGGUCACAGAGGAAGACCUGCAGAAACAGGAGGGAAUGUCAGAAAAAGAAAGACGAGUUAUGAAGAAGCUGGAGGGCAUGGUGGAUAAGCAGAGGGAUGAAAUCCGGGCUAAAGACCAUGAGCUAACGCUAAGAAACGAGGAUAUUGAGGCAUUCCAGAUGCAGCAACAUCGGCUGAUAAUGAUCAACCAGGACCUUCGUCGCAGAAUAGGAGUGAUGGAAGCUCAGGGAAAGGCACUAAUCCAGCAGAGGGCUGAGCUGGAGGCUGCAGCCCAGGCACAGCAGCAGGAGGUUGGGGCUCUGCAGCUGGAGGUCACAAGGUUGAAAAAGGAGCUCCGGGAGUGGGAGCUGGAGAGAGCGCUUACUGAGAUAGAGGAGUCCUCUGGGAUGUGUUCGCCCUCAACAUCAUCAUCACAAAUGAUGAUCUCGGAAAAAACGCCACCUGACACCAUUAAACCAAAUUCAGUGUGGAUGGAGUGUGGAGGUGAUCCUGGAUUCUUGGCAAACUGCUUUGAGCACAACAAGGGCCCUUCCAUUCUCCCAGGCCCAUCUAAUGGAGAAAAUACUGAGGACGAGCGUGAAAAAGAUGAGGACACGACAACUUUGUUACUGAGGGUGCCAGCUGAUACAGAGCUAGAGGAGGAGACAGACAGCCUGGAGCAGGAGUCAGACAAACCUCGUUUUACUCUCCAGGAGUUACGGGACGUCCUGCAGGAGAAGAAUGAACUCAAGGCACAAGUCUUUGUGCUGCAGGAAGAACUGGCUUAUUACAAAAGCAAUGAGUCUGAGGAUGACACCAGCCCCCUUGAUUUUUCUCCAUCUCCUCCACUGUGCACCAAUUCCACUGAUCAGCCUGAGUCAGGAAUACGGCGCUUGAUCUUCACUGCCAUAAUGCCAAUGGUGGCAGCCGGCUUGAUCACAGAUGAUCCAACGUUGAUGCCAAUCCGAAGACUUGUUUCCUUUGUAUGAGUGUAAAUUCUUUAUCUUUUUUGACCAUCCAAAAAUGAGUUAAUUCUUAACUAUUUCUUAUGUGAUUUAAAACCUAAUCUGAUUAUUUUUUUGUCUACAUGGAUUCACAAAAUCAUAAAGACACUCAUCAGGGCACAACCUGUUACCUGUUGUAAUGUUGUGGAUCAGUGCAAAGUCAAAACUGUAAUGAAUUUAAAAAAAAUGUUUUAAGAGUAGUGUUAGCCAAGAAAAUACAUUUUGGUAAAAAAAAUUACCUUGCGUGGCAAAAUGAAACUAAGUAGUAAAAGGCGAGAUAAGUGGCUGAACGUGGACAGUCUUACAAGUGUCAAAAUACUCAGGGUUUUGUGGCUGCUUAAAAAAUUAUCAUCUGUGCCUGCUAGAGUUUAUGUAGAACUUAGCACCCGAUGUUCUCUCUCCUUUGCUUUUAUUAGUACAGAAUUUAUGUCACUGUGCUUUAUAUUGUACUUGCCUAUCAGUGGUAGCACUGCCUUAAUAGGCACUUUUAAGUUCCUGAGAAGUCAGAAAUUGGUCAAGCCACCUGUACCACAAAAGGUGCUGGGACUUUGAGUGUAAUAUGUGGCUCUAUGUGAUGGCAUAUUAUUGUGAGGACAUCAUUAUGGACAUUUUUAUCCAUUUGGGCAAAUGUUUCCUCUUGAUCUGGCCAUCGUUUUGGCUUUCAUUUUUAGUGAGAAUUCAAAUCAAAAUUUGAAAUUCAAAAUGUACUUUUUCUAUUUGGAUUAAUAGAAAAAAAUGACCAUACUCUCAAGUCAUUAGAGACAAAAAUGUACACUUACAAAAAUUGUUAUAAAAACAUUACAGAUUCAUAUUUUUGUCUGCAUAAAUCUCUUAAACUAAAAAAAAUAGUCUUGAAUGUGUCAUUAUGUCCUUGUCCUUAAUGACUCAUUUUAAAUUUGAUGCUAAACAAAAACUUAUAAUGCUUUUUUUAUAAAUAACAGUGACAUCAAACUGGCAUUUAACAGGUAAUACCCUCAAAAUGAUUGAAUGUUUAGUAUUUUUGAGGUUGUUAAAGAGUUUUAUGCAGAAACAUGCUGAACAAAAAUUAUUUUGUAAAGAUUUUAUAGCAGUUUUUUGGAAGUGGACAUUUUUGUUCUUAAUGACUUUACAAAAAACUGAUGCAUGAGGAUUAAAGGUCCAGUGCGAAAUAAUUUGUGUCAUCUUGUGGUGAGACUGUGGAUUGUAACAAAUGUAGGACUCACUGAUGCUAGGAAUACCAAAGCAAUUAUACACCAAAUACAAACAUGCUUCCAAGUAUUCAAUUUUUGUCAAUGUACCUUUGUAAUUUAACACACUGGACCUUUAAGUCUGAUUUCAUGGUACCUCUGUUUUCCUCUAU